AUGGACGCGGCAGGUAUCAGCCACAGCGGUGGAUGAGCCUAUGAUGGAGGCUGCUCCGGCCACCCUGGAAGAGGUGGCGGUGGCUAGGUCACACAAUCAGGACAUCACAGAUUUCAAACAGCCGCUGGGGCUGUUAAUUUGGGGAAAUUGAGUGGUAUGAACCAUCAGGGAUUCGGCUGAUACCACAAUAACUGUACUCCCAGCAAAGCAAACAAGGUUGAACCCCCUCCUACGCUGUGGGAACUUGAAGGAAGAGCAACCUGCCUAGCCAGAAGAUGGCCAUUAUCAGUCCUGUCCCUACAGAUCAGAUAAGAGUGAGCCAUAGGUCCACCUCCUUCUUAAAGGUAAAAAAAGGUAAAGGACCCCUGGAUGGUUAAGUCCAGUCAAAGGCGACUAUGGGGUUAGAAUCAUAGAAUCAUAGAGUUGGAAGAGACCACAAGGGCCAUCGAGUCCAACCCCCUGCCAAGCAGGAAACACCAUCAGAGCACUCCUGACAUAUGGUUGUCAAGCCUCUGCUUAAAGACCUCCAAAGAAGGAGACUCCACCACACUCCUUGGCAGCAAAUUCCACUGUUGAACAGCUCUUACUGUCAGGAAGUUCUUCCUAAUGUUUAGGUGGAAUCUUCUUUCUUGUAGUUUGGAUCCAUUGCUCCGUGUCCGCUUCUCUGGAGCAGCAGAAAACAACCUUUCUCCCUCCUCUAUGUGACAUCCUUUUAUAUAUUGGAACAUGGCUAUCAUAUCACCCCUUAACCUCCUCUUCUCCAGGCUAAACAUGCCCAGCUCCCUUAGCCGUUCCUCAUAAGGCAUCGUUUCCAGGCCUUUAACCAUUUUGGUUGCCCUCCUCUGGACACGUUCCAGUUUGUCAGUGUCCUUCUUGAACUGUGGUGCCCAGAACUGGACACAGUACUCCAGGUGAGGUCUGACCAGAGCAGAAUACAGUGGCACUAUUACUUCCCUUGAUCUAGAUGCUAUACUCCUAUUGAUGCAGCCCAGAAUUGCAUUGGCUUUUUUAGCUGCCGCGUCGCACUGUUGGCUCAUGUCAAGUUUGUGGUCAACCAAGACUCCUAGAUCCUUUUCACAUGUACUGCUCUCAAGCCAGGUGUUGCAGCACUCAUCUUGCUUUCAGGCCGAGGGAACCGGUGUUUGUCCACAGACAGCUUUCUGGGUCAUGUGGCCAGCAUGACUAAACCACUUCUGGUGCAACGGAACACCGUGACGGAAACCAGAGCGCACAGAAACGCCGUUUACCUUCCCGCCACAGUGGUACCUAUUUAGCUACUUGCACUUGUGUGCUUUUGAACUGCUGGUUGGCAGGAGCUGGGACAGAGCAACGGGAGCGCACUCCGUUACGGGGAUUUGACCCGCCAAUCUUCUGAUCGGCAAGUCCAAGAGGCUCGGUGGUUUAGACCACAACGCCACCCACAUCCCCACCUCCUCCUUAUGCCAUAGUAGGAAACAUUCAAAGGCAGCCCUAAUACAAAAACCCUCUUCAUAUGCCAGCCAUUCUCUGCCCACAAACUCAGAAUAGGCUCUGUACACGAUAUUCCAAUAUCAGGUCCACAUCAUCUCCUUCUGCCCAUACCCCCUUCCAAGAAAGGAGAAAGGGUCCACAUAAACACCUUUACAAAUUCUCUCUUUAGGUGGUGAAAGCCCCAAGAGGCCACUGUUUCCUGAAAAGGUAUGCCCUUCCUCCUGACUGACUCCUGACCAUCGCCCCACCCUUCAGUGCUCCACCAUGUGCAGGUGUGUCCAAUGACCCAAUGGAAGGUAGAGCCAGCAGAGGAACCAGAGAUUCACUCACCGUUGGUCUUACUGAAGGUUGUCCAGGGAUGGGAACUGAAGCAUCAAGUCCCAGUAGCCUCCAUGCCUGAUAACUGGCAGAGCAAAGAAGUGGUCACUGUGACACCCCCUUUUCCGUGGGGUGGACAAUGCCAGUGAAGUCUGUCUAGCAACCACAGAAGACUGGCUGGGCCCCCAAUGUGGAAAACCCCAUGUAGUUAGGGACCCCAGACAGGUCAAUCCCAUUUCUGAAAAGGGGAAACUUCUCCAGGGAAGGGACCCACACCUGAAUCAGAGGCUGGACUAGCAUCUCAAGCCCUGACAGGUAUCAACAGAGUUGGAGAUUCCAUGCUAAGCCAGCUUCCCUGAAUCCAAGGGCCAUAGACAGUAGGCUUGGCCUUCUUCGAGGGCCACCUUCUCAGCCUCGGCAUUCUCCAGCCUGCCAAAGCAAGCCUGAAUUAGCUGACCAUCGAGGCCUUUCUUCAGCUGAAGACAAGGUGGGCAUUGAAAGUGGUGCUUGGCUGUAGCUUUAGGGGCCUUGACUUUGCCCUUCCAGCCUGCUCUGGCUGCCUAUGAGUCACAAUAGACACCAGGAAGCCAGAGAGGUGCAAAGUGCCCUCCCAAAAACCCUGUAAACAGUGCUGACAAGAGUAACCUUACUCUAAAUCCAGUGUGGGUCUGCCAAUAUGACCCCAGGACCACUUGUUCCCAGAGGGAGUGAGAGGCUUAGAAUCAUUUUAUAACACAUUACCAGUGUGGUGUAGUGGUUAGGAGCGGUAGACUUGUAAUCUGGUGAACCGGGUUCGCAUCCCUGCUCCUCCACAUGAAGCUGCUGGGUGACCUUGGGCCAGUCACACUUCUCUGAAGUCUCUCCACCUCACUCACCUUACAGAGUGUUUGUUGUGGGGGAGGAAGGGAAGGAGAUUGUUAGCUGCUUUGAGACUCCCUAGGGUAAUGAUAAAGCAGGAUAUCAAAUCCAAACUCCUCCUCUUCUUUUCUACUUUCCACCCAAACUGAGUUGCCACUCUGGUGGGCAAGCUAGAAAAUAUUCAUCCAAGCUGAAAUCCCACUAAGAAAAGAAGAGAUCUUGGUUUAACUUUCCAAAUACAGCUGUUCUAAAAUCUUUCAGGUAAGACACGUAUUGAAGGCUGGACCACUCACAAGACUGGGAUACGUAUGGAUAUCUGCUUUAAGAUGCAUUUAAAUAAUCAAUUAAUGGUGGAAAAUCACCUUAAGUAACCCUGAAUUCAAGAUAUAGAACAUUGGGAAGAGCCCUUCUUAGAAACAUGGUAUUUAUGGGAACAACUUAAUUUGCACUGAAAAGUUCAUUGCUAAUAUCUGUCAUAACCAAAAGUAACACAAUGCACCACUAUGUGGACUCAGAUCACAAUGGGCUAGUUCACGGACAAUGGGCUGGUUCAUAGACUCACCCAUCCAGGGAUAUAAUAUGCACACAAGGCCACAAUUGUACUUCACCUGUGCAAUAACCUCCAUUUCCCCACUCACUUGUCAGUGGCCAGGGUUAUUCUUCUGAAGGAGGGAAGGAUGAAGGUCUAUGGGCAAUGAGACCACCAACCAGAGCCAUGACUCCAUCACACUGAUGAAGUAUUUGAGCCUACUCCCAUUUCCCACACCAAUGCAUCUUGUGUAAGAAAACCAGAAUGAGAGGCCAAACCUUAAGAUAAUAUGUGAGAUAUGAAAACGUAUUACAUCAUAUUAUUGGCUCAAUGCUUUAAAAAAAAUAUUCCAGCACAAAGAAAGUCAUGGCAUCCCUUGUUCUAGAAGAACAUUUGAAUAGGAACAUUCAGUUUUGAACAUUAUGACUUGUCACAAUCUAGAAAGGACAUGUAACACAGUAUAAGUCACUGUAUUUUGCUUUUCCUGAUACAUCCUCAUGCUCCCAUGAAUCCCUACUCUGGUUCAGCAGAUUCCAGAAGCACAUGCAGAAGAACGUAUGUGCAGCAAUUAUGUCAGGAUGCUAAGUGGACAGAAGCAAUCACUGAAUGCUGGAAUGCCACUCAGUAUGCCAUCAUCAACAUCACCUCUGGAAAGAUCAGCUGUGUGGCAUCACUGCAUAAAGAGAUACAAGCUGCCAAGUUAUCAGCAAAUGAGGGACACCAGAACAUUUCCUAUCACUUCAGCAGUGCAUAAAUAGUGCAAGUAGUCAAUAGCAGGCAGAGUCCAACUAUUAUCAGGAGGGCCUUAACCCUUCCCUUGCUACAGUCCUGAUCCAGACUGGGCGACUGACACCUGUUUCCAUUGGCUCAAAUGGGAGCUUUACUUCCAAUAUAAUUAGCAGGCACCAGGGACCAAUGAUGCCAUUAAAGAAACAACCAAACCAGCUAGUUUAAUGUGUGGUGACAGACCAGGAAAUAUCAGACAGACAUAGGAGAAACUGCUCUGGAGAGUCCCAGGACUGCAACCUAUGCAAACAAUUGUGACUGAGAAGCAAGAUCCGCUAUGCUCAUUGUGGCUUACUCUCAAAUUGGUGCUUAGCACUGAAACCGUACAUUCAUGCCUGGAAAUAGGCAAUAAAACUAAUUUCUGCAUGUCGUAGGAGUGCUGGGGAAUAGAGACAAUUAUUAUUUCAGAAGAAAACCAUGUCAAAAGGUAAUGUAAAGAAUUGCACAUUUUUCUAGACACACAGGUAAUAAUGAUUAUUCAAUGAAGAAUGGUCUAUGCUACAAUUAAAUCCUAAACUGAAGGCCCAUAUUGUUAGAUCCUCACUUCUGAAGCCCAUCCCAUAUAACUGUAAACUGAUCUUUUAAUUUUUCUUAUACACUUUUACACACCCAUUAUCUUUGCUUAAUUAAGUAUUCUAUGUAUUUGUUUAAAUCUACGUUCGGUUCUUGCUCAGAUUUAUUUAAUAAUUAUUCAUUUAGAUUCAUACUGUUAUGCUAUUUAUUUAGAUGUUUUGCUUAUGCUGGUCUAUGACCAUAAUAAAGUACUUAAAAUAAUCAUCAUGUUCAUCAUAGUGAUUAGUAUCCACACUGAACUUUCAGGUACUGAAAAAAAUACAUGAAAUGACAUUUGCCCACCAUCAUGAUGCUCCUGUGAUCUAAUCACAUUUUAUCCUCCUCUUCCUCCCUCAAGUACAAAGAAUGUCUUCAAAUCAUAUCGUGGGCGAAGGGGAGAUUCAAUUGGCAGUUCUGUAUUAAUCCUGUGGCAAAUGUUUUAGCAUAUUUUGACAGAAAACCAUUAAUAUUUGAUGCGUUAAUUGUUGUCUCAUUUCCUCUUGAAAAAAAAUGUGUGAUUCCAGGCUGUUAGCAACCUUUACAGAUAGCAGCAGAAUUUUAUGGUUAAUCUGCAUCCCUGAAAAGAACAGUUCAUAUUUAGUUAUUUACAGUGCUUUUCCGGGGGGGGGGGGGGGCAGGGGUAUGCGUACCCCUAAACAUUUUGUGAAUUUAAGCCUGGUUUCUUUGAAGGGCAGUAUUUCGAUAUAAGUAGGAAAAUGAGAGUCCCCUAAACAUUUUUAAAGGAAAAAAGCACUAGUUAUUUAUAGAGUUUUCUUAGCUUUUCAAGAAAAUUUGUCUGUUAUAGGAAGCACACAAUUUUGUAUCAAAAGAAAUGGUAGCCAUUAUUAUGCAAUGCUACCUAAAAAGCAUUUAUCCAUGAAUGUUAACACAUCCAACAUUAAAAAUCCUCAGAUCUUCUAAAUCAAGAGUAAAGGCAGCCACACCCCUUAACUUUUGUAACCUAUGCAAAUGAAAUGGGGUGUUGAUACAUUGGGUUUUCUAGACAGCUUGUGGUCACAUACCGCAAUCUGUGCAAUCUGUAAUGACUCAGUGCCUUCAACCAUUCAUGAUGGUUUGCAGUUGGUUUAGAGUCUUAGGCUGCAGCUGCAAAUGCAUUCUGCUUUGGGGGGAAAUGGGACUUGCUUCUAAGUAAAUGUGCUUAGCUCUAUGGGUGAUGAAAUGAUGCCAUAGGACAGGGGUCAGCAACCUAAGUCCCAUGGGCUACAGGCGGCCCAUGGGGGUUGUUUAACCGGCCCCCGAGCUGUCCCCGAACUGAGCCACCAGCUCAGUGAGUCCCCACGUGCUGCGCUAAACCAGUGCAGCGCAGCACGGGCACUCGCUUCUGCAGCACCGAAAAUUGCGUCUGCGCAGGCACAGGCAACAGACAUCGUGGGCAGGCGCACACACACACACAAUCCGGCCCACGGAGGGAUCUCCACUGGAGUGAACUGGCCCAGGUGAGGUAAACCUUGCUGACCCCGCCAUAGGAUAAAGAACAAGUACAGAUAUCAAUCCUUCAUAAGAAGUUGGCAGGCAUGAAAGAGCUCACUAAUAAGAGAUGCUUUGUUGUUGCAUAGAAGAUGGUUAAUAAAUUUUAGGAAACAAUAUUUUUUUAAACAACGUAAGAGAAAUCCAAAGUUCCCCCGGUCAAAAUUGUGUGAUUUACUGUUGGACAUUGAGUCAUUCUGCAGAGAAGGAAACAGGAGUGGUAUAUAAGCAUAACAUCAUCCAGUGACAUCCAGAACCAACUUAAAUCUACAAAGAAGGUUAUUCCAGUCUUACUAGAAACAAGGAGGAAGGUAAGAUUUUGGGAGGGAGGGUGCCAGUUUUAUACCAUAGUCUGCUAUAUCCCAUAGUCUGCUAUAUGAAGUAUAUUAGCAGAGUUAAACAAUUUAGGUUAUCUCAGGAGGAUACAACUUUUUGAUCAAAUUUCUAUUAUUUAUGUACUUAUUUCAUAAAACGUACUAGGGUUAUCAUAUUUCAUGAAAAUCCAAACACAAAAGCUGUUGAGCUCUUUUAGGCAAAGUUGCUGAGCUGUGUGGGGGGAGGGGGCAAAGUUGUUGAGCGAUUUGCUCCCGGGCACUGUUCCUGACAGCCGGAUCCCGGGUAUGUAAAAGGUAAACGAUCCCUUAUAGUUACGUCCAGUCGCGAAUGACUCUGGGGUUGUGGUGCUCAUCUCGCUUCACAGGCCGAGGGAGCUGACAUUUGUCCGCAGACAGUUUUUCCGGGUCAGGUGGCCAGCAUGACUAAGCCACUUCUGGUGCAACAGAACACCGAAACCAGAGCAGCGCACAGAAACAGGCCAUUAAUCAGCUGCCAGCACAAUAUCAGUGUGGCUGAAAGGACCUAGUUGAGAACCUGUGAUUGUACCACCUGUGAAUUUUAGCAUGUACUGGAAGAGAUUUCUGUUGCACAACAGAUUUAAACAAUGGAAGUUCACUUUCUUCUCCUCCUGCUGCAGCCCCAUACUUACUCACAGAAUCCGUUCCAGGGUGAUGGGAGCCCCUCCAGAGCAAAUUGAGGGGCAAUUCAGUGAACUGCAGGGGAAAAGAAAGGAAAGGAUGGCUGCAUAAUAAAGGAAAUUUGAAGGGCUCAGGUGGUGUUUUCCAGUGCAGCCACUAUGUCCACUAACCAGAGACAGAAGCAAAAUAGUUUAGUGGGGUGGAAUCAGAUGCAAAAUGGUGACUCUGGAUCAGAGACACUUGCCUGUGGCACUCCUAUUCCAGGAGGUACAAGUCACAACUAGUGCCACAUGAGCAAUUUGAAAUUUAAACUACUACUCAGAAGAAUGGCACCAUGUUUCAAUAAGUACGCUCUUUAUCUAAACAGAAACUCUAAGAUAAUCUCUCCAGUGUUAUUUUGUUUUCAUAGAUGAUCCUGCACAUCGUGUUGCUGAGUCUUGCUGCUCUGCUGCAACAGCCUGCUUCAAGAGUAAGUUGUUUACGUUGUGUAGUGUAGCAAUACUGGGAGAUGCUAAACAGUCUCAGUCAGUGGGACAUGAAAAGUUACUAAAGUUAGCUGGAUUGUUUUCAAAUGCAAGAUUUAGUUGGGCCAACUAAACCCCCACUUUAAUAAGCCAAAAUGCUUUUGACUGCUUCAUCCAUAAACACAUUGAAGUGAAAAAAGAUCAUACUUAACAGGAAGUCCAAACAAAUGGAAUUAACUUGGGUUAACCUUAAAACAUGAUGGAAGGAUGGUCCAGUUACAUAUCCCACUAAAAGUAAUGCUAAGUUUCUCAUAGUUUUCAGUAGCUGUGGAUUUAUCCAGAGGAGUCCAGAGACAUCUUGACGCCUCUGCAUCAACUGGAGGACCUGUUGAUCUGCUCCAUGGAGCCAGUGUAGUGUAGUGGUUAAGAGCGGUAGUCUCGUAAUCUGGUGAACCUCCACAUGCAGCUGCUGGGUGACCUUGGGCCAGUCACACUUCUCUGAAGUCUCUCAGCCCCACUCACCUCACAGAGUGUUUGUUGUGGGGGAGGAAGGGAAAGGAGAAUGUUAGCCGCUCUAAGACUCCUUAAAGGGAGUGAAAGGCGGGAUAUCAAAUCCAAACCAAAAAAAAAUAAAUGGUCAGAACACUUAAAAUACAUCCCUUCAAUUUUAGUUUACAACUGAUGUUUCAUUUAUGACAGAAGAGCCUGACAGAAGCAAGUGCACACUUUUUAACCAUGUCCAUGAUUCUUAGUGAAAGUAUGCUAAAAUUACAUUGGUGUAAUGAAAAAUAUAAUCAUAUAAAUAAAUACAAGGAAAAAAUACUCACUCUCUCACUUUAGGCACAUGCACAAGGGGUUGGACCAGGUGAGCGACAGGAAAUUAUUGACAAGCACAAUGCCCUGCGGAGAGGAGUGCAGCCACCAGCAAGCAACAUGCUGAAGAUGGUAAGUGUUUUAAAGUUUUACUACGCUUUCUGGCUGGCAGAAAAUUGCAUGCGCUAGUUUAUACAUAUCUUUUAUUAUUUAUUAAUUUAUAUUCCCUAGUGGCUACUACAUGAUUUGCAACUAUAAACCCAAUCUAUAAUUAAAAUACACAAUAACAUUAACUUAUUUAAUUCAUAUAUACGACUAAAAGCAUUCAUUGUCCACUAUAUAGACAAUGAAUAUGCAUUUUUCUGAGAAGCUAAGUAGUAGCUAAGAGCACCUAAUUCAGCAUUUUAACCUUGGUUUGAAGUGGUUUACGGACCCUGGUAACUACUGUUACGUAUGGUUGGCAUGGGUCAGGAAGAAUAAACAAAAACGUGCCCACAACCCAGGUAGUAUCUGAGAGCACCUGACUCAGCAUCUCUGAAAGCUGGCUGUUGCCAUUAACCAUGACUGACAUGAGUCAGGCAGAUGUAAUACUAAGCCCAAGAGGGAAAAGACUGCACACUUUGAUUUUGCUUCAUGUAUUCAAACCAUGACAUAGCCUGAGAAGAACUAUCAUUAAAAAGACACACAAGUUUUUUAAGAGAGCUGAAGGGUGAAAAUGAUCAGGCAAAUAUGAGCCUCUCCAUUUUUACAUUUUGCAUCCAGUCUCAUGUUUAAUACAUAUUUUUUUCUUAUAGGAAUGGAGUGGAGCUGCAGAAGCAAAUGCCAAAAGCUGGGCAAGUAGAUGUCAAUAUCAACACAGCCCACCAGAGCAAAGAGCUGCUGGCAAGUAGAGCUUUCACUAAGCAUUGUAGAAAUAAUUUAGAGAUCUGAAAUAGAAUCCGCAUUUAGUCACCAUUCACUAACUCUUCAGCAACCCUGCAAUUGUCAUUCUGCAGAUAAUACUGAAAAUACUGGAGGAAUGCCACUAAAAGAGGAAUGGUGGAAUGUUCUGGUUCUUUCAAAAGUUUGAGGUCCCACACUCAGUUCUGACCAGCUAAGCUUUGUCUGCAGGAGUGGAGGAAGGGGUGUGUGGUGGGGGCGGACCACCCUGGGUGUGGUGUCUUCGCUGAGGGGGGUGACAUUUGGCACGCCAUCCGCCCGCAACUCCCAAGCCUAGCCCGAGCCGUAGGGGGGAGGGGGAGCUGCGCCACUUUGCCAUUAUCAUUUCUCCCUUCCCCUUUGUUUCGACAGCUCGAGGGAGACUUGGGAGUCGCAGGCAGGCUGCGCACUGAAUGUCCGCCAUUGGCGACUCGCUCCACCCUCGGCUGCAGGGUGCGCCCGAGUGGCUAUCCUGCGCCUGGGAGGGCACCCUCCGCACCCCUCAGGAGUGCGCCCCGCCCUGAGCAGCACUGGCAUAUGCUCCGCCACUGUUUGUCUGUACACACACUUUACACCACGCGUGUCCAAAGUCCGUUUCAGGGGCCUAAUCUGGCCCGCUGGUCAGUUUAAUCCAGCCCCUGUAGCAGUUUAUUUCUGGGGGGAAAUCCCCAAAAAACCUCAACAACUUUGGACGGCCCUUUGGACAGCCCUCACGGCCCUUCACUUCAUCAAAUCUGGCCCUCUUUGAAAAAAGUUUGGACACCACUGUUUUACACCAAUGAUGCAUACUCCCUCAUUCUCUGAGAAUGGUAAUGGGACUCACUUGAGUUCCAGCUGGAAAAAAGCCCUGCUUCCACAUACUCUAUUAUGAUCUGUUUUUUUAAAGCAUUAUUUAUGGCCACAUCAAAGAAACUGACCCACCAACUCCAGGUUCUCAGAGGGGAAGUGGACUUUGUGGCUCUCUGUUGAUUUAUGUAACUUAUUUAGUAACUGACGGCAAACGUGUUUUCAUAUUGUGCUGUUCUUGAUUAUGAGGCUUUUGAUCGGCCAUUUUCCCUUAUCUUGGUAAACUGCUGUACAGUGUUGCUUCUUUUGCACAAGUUUCUUUAAUAUUUUUCUCUAUAUCUUUAUUUUUCUUUAUAUACCUGUGAUCAUCAUUUGAGACACUUCUUCAUGUGUCACACCAUGAAAGGUCUAGAUGGUGUAAAUUCGAGAUUAGGCCUUUUCUGCAGUGGCUCCCCAUUUUGCGGACUGCUCUACGCAGAGAGGCUCAACUGGAACCACCAUUAUAUAUCUUUAGGAGCCAGGCAAAAACUUUCCUCUAUAACCUUAGCGCUAUCAGUCAGUUUGGUUUAUUGUGUUUAGCAAGAAGCUAUUACACACUUAAAAACAAUAACAGGAAUGCUAAUAAUAGCAGGAAUACAGCACUGCUACUAAUAAUGGUUAACAUUUCUACUCCCCAACGCCUCCCUCUUUAACUAUAAUUGGCCUUUAACUAUCUAUGGCCUUUUAGAAAUGGGUGGGAUUUUUUAAUGUAUUUCUUUUUCAUCUUCGUUUUAUGGUUUAGCUAGUGUCAUGGUGGGGUGGGAGCUGUGUGGCUGUCUGGUUGGUUGGUUGGUUGGAAGUGGGUAAGAUAAAGCAACUAACAUAUUUAAUAAAUAAUAGGAAUAAUAGGAAUAUGCUCAGUUGUUUACUCCCUUUCUUGAAUUGUUGAAAUACUCUGUUAUGGGGGUGAAGAGAGAGAGAGAGCGCACUAUACCUUUUGCUUUGGAACUAUUGUUGUACAUACAAAUGUAUACAGAUUUACUUAAGCAGACAGAUCUGCGGGGGGGGGGGGGGGACGACAAAUCCUGCUUGGAAUAAGCAAGUUUUACCGGUUGUAGCAUGUUUCUCCAAAGCAUUGAAGAGCUCCCCUUGUUUAUAGAAUUCCCCGAAUCACUAAUCAUGACUUUUCUUAAUGUUAACCGUCUCCACUUCUAGAGGGAUUCCCAUGUGGUGAAAAUUUGCUCAUGUCAAGUGGCCCUAUGCCAUGGUCUAAAGUAAUUCAAGAGUGGUACAACGAGGUGAAAGAUUUUCAGUACGGUGUUGGAGCGGUCCCUGCAGGAGCCAAAGUUGGCCAUUAUACCCAGGUAACUCAAACACCGUUUUGUAUCUUUGUCAAGUGCAUGGUUCAUCUAGUCAAUCCAUGUCUGACAGCCCUCUUGCAUCUUGGCUUGCUGCUGCCUGUAGUGGGGUAGGAGAGCUGGAAAAAAGAAAUCCAUAUUUAGACAAAUCUAAAAUGUCUGGGAUACAAAUUUUCAUGGCCCUCUGGCAGCUAUAGUGGUUCCUAGGGGCUUAAUUUGGUCAGAAUCAACUAUAGACUUCAGAAUUAACACUAAAUGCAUUAGUUCUGGUAAAUGAGCCACCAUAGUUGCUGGUGGGCUGUGAAAAUUUGUGUCCUGGGCUUUUUAGACUCGUCUGUAGUAGUGCUAUUUUUCUGGAAAGAGAGGUGCUGGAACUCACCAUGAACACCUCCCUUAGAAUAGCACCUGAGAGGCGCCCUGUACAGUCUACGCAUGUACUAUCUGAAGCCAAAGGGUGUGUUGGUUGCCAGAUGUGAAAUAUAUUGGCAUUAUUUUCAGCUCUCCCACUACACUUCUGGGACUGUGCAAAAGAAAAGAUAAAGAAACCAAGGAAGGUUCUUGUGCCACCAACAGGAAGGUUCUUGUGCCACCAUCACAUGGCAGGUAGACUGCUUUUGGUUUGGUGGGUCACUUUGGGCAGGGGCGGCCUCUCUCACAUAUUCCUAUUCAUAGUUUUCACACAGGAAGGAUCAUCGUUCUCUCUCCUACACCUUUGCUUCUGAGGGUUCUUCAGGCACCCAUGAGGCCAUUCCUAUUCACAGCUGUAUAUAGAAUCAUAGACUCACAGAACUGUAGAGUAGGAAGGGACCACGGCGGUCAUCUAGUCCAGGCACGUCCAACAGAUAGAUCAUGACCCACCAGUAGAUCACAGGAUGUUUGUGUUAGAUCACUGGUAGAUCACUGUUCCCCCCAGAAGCUCAACAACUUUGGCUCUUCUAGAAAAAGCUCAAGAACUUUGACUUGAACCCCAAAAAGGGGGGUAGAUCACUGCCAGUUUUUAACUCUGUGAGUUGAUCACAGUCUCUUGGGAGUUGGCCACUAGUCUAAUCCCCUGAAAUUUUGCCCAAUGUGAGGCUUGAACCCACAACCCUGAGAUUAAGAGUCUCAUGAUCUACCAAAUGAGCUAUUUCUGAGCUGCUACUGCCAGAGGAAGAAAAUGAUUGAAAUUGUUAUCUGGAAAUUGUUUAUUUCUUUAGUAUCGUACUCCUUUUCAAGGUGCUCCUAAUUAUACACAACUCAAAGUGGUGAUUGAUUUAUUUUUGCGGGGGGAGUUUAAAUGGUAUUGUCAGGUGAAUGUUUUCCUGGCUCAAAACAGUUAGAUUCUAACUGUUUUUCUUGUGUGGAUGUUUUUAUAUCUACAGGUGGUUUGGUACAGGUCUUACAAAGUCGGUUGCUCUGUGAACCAGUGCCCUCAAAAUUCCCUAAAAUACUACUACGUUUGCCAGUACUGCCCUGCGUAUGUAUCAUUCAGUCAGUCUGUCAUUAAACCUAUUAGUCAUUUCUUACCCAAGGUCUCUAAGGGACUUACAACACAUUUAAAGCACAAAUAAAAAGGCAUUAUACUAUAAAAACAACUUCAUUAAGAACCACAGGAUGCAUGGGCAACACACUAGUAAUGUAUUAACUCUGCAUUUCAAUGGUUGCCAACCAACUAGAAAACAAAAACAGCCAGGUCGUUCCUCUUAGCUUUGAGCCAUUUGCCAGGAAAUCAGGAAACAACAGUGGAUUUUUUUUAAAGGGCUGAGUCAAAACCCCUCAGAAAAUAAUUUUCUGGCAAUCUAUGGAAAACUUUAUUUAUUUAUUGGUUCCUCUGAACAGCUGGAGAUUUUCACUCCUCCUCCGGUGAAUAUUCAGUGACAGGCCCUCCCUAAUUCCACCACCCAUUACGGUUUGGUGCACCGGUGAAUCCAGUUUAACCUUACCUUCAUAUUGUUGCUGAAGGAAGCAAAGGGCUGUGCUCCCACUCCUUGCAGCCCUCCUCUCUUAGUGCCCAUGGCUUCUGUCAUCCACCAAUACGCACCUGCAGCAUAGUCGACAUUAAGUGAGCCACAGUGCCUCGGAAAAGAAUGUUCUCAUUUUUAAGCUUUUUGUAAACUAGGUGUGGGAACCACCAACCCAGAGACCUAAUUAGCCUUGCUCCCAGACAUUCAAGCCCCGCCAGGUGCUGGAUUUUGUCAUUUGAAGAGUUAGUUGGCCGGUCUACAUUUUCCUGGACUUGAAUAGAACAACUCAUAGUAAUAGGCCUGAUUGAACAUAUAUUUGGGAGGCAAAGAAGAUACUGCAUCUCCUCCUCUCCCCACACCCCACUCCUGCAGCUGCACCGCAGGCACAGAAGUGUUCACUCCUGCUCAGUUUGACCACCUGGCUAUGUUCCCCUGCUGGGAAGAGGAGUGCGGCCAAAGUUCCUUCUUCCCACACAAUGUCGCUUCUCCUGACAGCCCAAACACUCUGGGAGGGCGAUCCUAUCAGUGCUGUCUCCACCCAACUCAUCCAAAGCCCAGGUCUACCUGAAUUCACCUUAAUUCGAUUCAGGCUGAAGGCUUUGGCUGAAACCAGUUCACAGCCCUACUCCUCACAUUGCACAAUAUUUGUGCUAUAAGUUCAUUGAUUAAAUAAAUGGAAUAGAACUUUUCUAAUUAAGAAAAUCAUUUACUGAGAUUAUACGAUCAUUCUAGUCAAAUAUAUCCUUGUUUACUCCUUCACUUUCAUCAUUCCAGAGGGAACGUAGUAGGAUCACUUCAAACCCCAUAUAAAUCUGGAUCACCUUGUGGGGACUGCCCUGGCUCAUGCGACAAUGGAUUAUGCAGUGAGUAGAAAUAACUUCAAAUAUUAUCAUAAUGCCUUUUUGUACUUUAGAAAGGGCACUUAAUAAGAAUGGAUCCCAGUAAAUUUGAUGGAAGCUUAUUCCUGAGUAGAUGUGCAUAAAAUUGUAGACCCCAUAACCUUCCUUAUUCUGUAGGUGGUUGCAGGAUGUCUAUGUAAAUGUUCUCAUGACCUGCACAUCCACCCUUAAAAACAUGUCCAAUUUAUUCUGGGUUACAGCCAGGAUUGCUAAACUAAUUACUAAUUCAGUUCCUACAUUCAUUAAAACAACUGCUAAAUAAUGUUUUAAGUGGGGGCCUUUUACUUGUAAAUCACCUCCACUAUAGCAACUAAAAAUGAAAGCAUCUCUUGAGUUUGAAUCACAGGGGCAUUUUGCUUUUGUUAACUCUGAUGUGUUCUUGUCCUUUUUCAUUUUCAGCCAAUCCUUGCAAACAUGAUAAUAAGUACAGCAACUGUGACGAGGCAGUGCAAUCGCAAGGGUGCAAGGGCAGCCUUGCGAAUGAGUGUGCUGCUUCUUGCUAUUGUCCUACUGAAAUAAAAUAA
Messenger RNA from Podarcis lilfordi (Lilford's wall lizard), 14659 nucleotides. NCBI's taxonomy places the organism in Eukaryota, Metazoa, Chordata, Lepidosauria, Squamata, Lacertidae. The record is from the annotation of a GenBank genome assembly.